Molecule: messenger RNA, 2128 nt
Organism: Oldenlandia corymbosa var. corymbosa
Lineage: Eukaryota; Viridiplantae; Streptophyta; Magnoliopsida; Gentianales; Rubiaceae
Source: the annotation of a GenBank genome assembly
ACCAUUUCUUCUUUUUCUCUCUCCUCUGACGGAGGAGUCUAUUCAAAGGGAAAAAAAAAUGUUACUGAGGAGCUCAUCCUCACCGAUUCUGAAUUCAUGGGUGCCAAAUUCAACCGGAUCCUCUCCUGAACCGGAGAAUUUGCCCCAGCUCACUCGGACCCGAUCCAUCUCGUUCUCUGCUUCUUUCAGCAUUGAGGAUUAUCAUGGCAGAAGUCCUUCAAGCUUCACUCUUUGUGAAUCUGAAAUUAAGGAUCAUGCCGCCGGCGUUAAGAAAGAAAAGGUGAGAAUUCUGCGACCCAGAACGCCAAAGCCGAUGAAAAUCAGGGAGGAGAAAGACGAGGAGAUGGGGCGGCUCCUAUCCUCUUCGGGUCUUGGGGAGACAGUUGUGGUGGCGGCGGCGGUGGCGGCUGAGGAGGGUUGUGCCGUAGUGAAUGGAAAGGAGAAGGUAUUGCAGACGCUCGUUGUUGGCGGUGGUGCGGUGGGUGGCAGCGGAGGAAAAGUUUGUGGUGGCGGUGGAGGCGGUGGCAAUGGAGGUGAUGGUUCUGGGUUCGGAUCAGAUUCUCAAGAUUCUAAUAGCUGGCACGGGCAUGACAGUACGGACGCCUACUAUCAGAAAAUGAUUGAAGCUAAUCCGGGCAAUUCUUUAUUACUAGCCAAUUAUGCCAAGUUCUUAAAAGAGGUUAAGGGGGACUUGCCCAAAGCGGAAGAGUAUUGUGGAAGAGCAAUCUUGGCCAACCCAAGUGAUGCUAAUGUGUUGUCACUCUAUGCUGAUUUAAUAUGGCAAACACAAAAAAAUGCUUCGCGUGCCCAAACUUACUUUGACCAAGCCAUUCAGACGGACCCUAAUGAUUGGUAAGCCUUUCCUACAACAAUUUCAUUCCCUCUGUGGGAGUGUUAGUUUUUAGUAGUAUGAAUCUUUUGAUCUUGAUGUGUUAAUUAAUACAUUUUGCUUGGUACAUUGUUUUCUGAUUGCGGAUACAAUUUAAACUUCUAUUUGCUCACGGGAUAUGCAUCGUUAUUUGCUUAGCUUAUGUAGUAGUAUGAACCUUUUGAUCCUAUGAGGGACUUCUUUCAUUAGUUAUUAAUUUUCCUUAAAAAUCUGUUAAUGAUGCUGGUGGCUUAGGUUAGCAUAAAUCAUGCUAUGCUCGGUUAGUUUAUACCUUGUAGUUGUAAAUUGUGUUCUCAUUUGGCUGAAGGUUUGGUGGAUAUGAUCUGUGUUUUGUUUUUAACUUGGUGUCUGAAAUUAAGAGAUGGCUUUUUUGGUUGCAGCUAUGUGCUGGCUUCGUAUGCUCGAUUCUUAUGGGAUGCUGAAGAAGAUGAAGAAGAAGAAGAAAAAGGAUCUUGCCACUAUGAAAUUGGCACUGAUAGUGGUAGUUCAUCCACAAACUACUUUGGAGGAGGUUCUUCGCAUAGGCCUCCAAUUACUGCAGCCUCCUGAUCUAAUUAGUUUGCUCCGCGCUGAAGCUGUUGUCCUAUGUGGCUCUUGAUCUAAUUAGUUAUUAGUUUUGCUUCCGCUGAAGCUGUUGUUCUACGCAUGCUGCUAUAAGAUACUAGAGUAGGAGCUGAAGAGCUAAGAGGAACGCUUACUAUAUUCUGAUGUAUAUUAUUUAUCUGCUUACCUUAACAAUGUGGUGGAAUCUAGUGUUGUGAAGAGGUAGUGAUAUGAUACUAAUUUAUAACUUAAAGAUAUAUUAGUAUUAUUGGAGACCCUCUGGUUGAUAGAUGCUUGAUUUGAUGUGCACUCUUUCUUAAAAUUGGCUGAGUCGUCGUUGCAUAAACUUCUUAUGAUUUUGACUUUGAUUGAGCUUGCAUACAUUUGAUAGUGUAUAAAAUUGAGUCUGGUGAUAUGAUCAUGAUCCUACUUAAAAUGGCUACAUGGUCUUGCACUAUCGGAGUUAGUACAUUGGACUAGACUUGCAGCAAAUGUGUCUAUCAUAGAAAAGAAUCUGAAGCUUAAAAGACCAGUGUCUAUUGUGAUCGAGGCUGGUUGUGCAUUGACAGUUAGAAGCUUAGCAUUCACUUGUUGAGAUUCCCUUUUCUUUCCUUCAGCCAAUAGUAGCACAGGGUCGUAUUCGCCUCAUUUGAAGAUUUUCUGUCAAAUUGUGGUAGUUGUAAUACUCCCUCCGUC